Molecule: messenger RNA, 1165 nt
Organism: Ceratosolen solmsi marchali
Lineage: Eukaryota; Metazoa; Arthropoda; Insecta; Hymenoptera; Agaonidae
Gene: Glob1
Product: globin 1
Exons: 4
Coding region: 452-964 (170 amino acids)
Biological process (GO): oxygen transport
Cellular component (GO): hemoglobin complex; extracellular region
Molecular function (GO): heme binding; oxygen binding
Source: RefSeq, a predicted model, not a curated record
UUUCCCCUUCCCUAUCGAUGUUGCGGGCAUUAAAAUCUUCUGUCAUCUUGUUAAGCUUUUUGGCUUUUUCGAUUAGCUAAUCGUAGUCGCGCAAAUCCUCGUCCUGUGCACCCUGUCGAUCUCCUUCACCUUGGUCGCUCCGACCUACCAUUCGUCGUUCCACCUUCUCGACGUCGGCUUUUCUUUCUCUCCUCUUCCAUACAAUCCGUCACCCCCACCCACACGCGUACUGUCCGAGUAUCUCCGAGCCUCCGCGUGCACACUGCACAGUACCCGUCUAUCUGUCGGGUUGACCACACGCUCACAAGAUUAACGAAGAUCGUGCGCAACACCCUGGAAGCAUCACUGGAGCUACUACGGGGAACGUCGAUCUAGGUAUCGAGGAAUAAGCGGCCCGAGCAUUGGGUCAUUUUUCUACUUAAAAGCGCAGCGAAGCUCACAGUCACGCGGAAUGGGUUCAUCCGGGAGUCUUUUUUGGUCCUCGAGCAACGAUAGUGCGGUCGAUCCUGGAAUCGGAUUGACGGCUCGACAAAAGAAGCUCGUGCAGAAUACAUGGGCCAUUGUUAGGAAAGAUCCUAUCGUCAAUGGCAUGGCGAUUAUGAUUGCCUUCUUCAAGAAGUAUCCCGAGUACCAAAAGCUCUUUUCGGCAUUCAAGGAUGUGGCAUUGGAAGAGCUGUCGGCUAACAAGAAAUUUCAAGCGCAUUGCCUCAACGUCGUGACAGCACUCAACAAUAUCAUUGAUUCCAUUAAUGAUCUCGCAUUGCUGGAAGCAAAUCUCCUUGGCAUAGGCGAGCGACACCAUAGACGUGGCCAGACAAAGGAACAGUUUCUUAAUUUGAAGGAUGUAAUACUGGAUGUAUUGCGACAGAAGUUGGGGGCAAAGUUUACGUGCGAGACAUCGGUGGCUUGGAGUAAGACGAUAGAUGCAGUUAUCGAUGGCAUAUUUCAAUCCUUCACGACGUAAUGCAGGUCCUUAUUCCUUGUUCAUGCACUUACGUAUGUCUCUUUGUUCGCCUUUUUCUUUUCUAUGUCCCCGCUUGUUCUGUAUAAUUCUUAUAGUGGAAGUAAAACUUAUCAUUUUUUGAGUUUCGAGAUUGAGUCUACUUUACGGAUUUACUAAUACGUAAGUAGUUAUAAAUAUUUUAAUGGUAUUUAAUCGAAUAAU